AUGGCGGUGGCAACUUCACGCCAGAUAUGCCUUCGGGCCUGCAAACCUCCUCAGAGCGUGAAUGCAUACCAUGGACCAAGAUAUGCCUCGGGUCUCCCCCGAUGGUAUGCCACCACAGCUCAGGACGAGCGUCAACCUGAUCCUGCCAACAUCCGGUGGUCGGAAAUCCGCAAACGAGCGAGUUCGGCGCUGGACACUCACUCGGAGGUUUCGGUUAAGCGAAAGGAUCAUUUGCUUGGUAAACUGUCGAUAUGCGCGCCAACGGAAGCGAGUUCCAGGCGCAUCUGGUACGGGGAACUGGUGAAGGCCCUGGAAAGUGAGAACCCGAUAAAAGGUAUCGAGGACUUCGCGACUCCAGCAUUUAAGACUCUAGACUGUCCCGAUCUACCCUUAACUUCUGCGCCGUCAAACAAAGCCGAAGCUGCCUCAAUUCUCGAAUCCGCUACUCUGGAGUUCAUCCGGAGACACAAGGAGCUUCCCACCCCAAAAGACUAUCCUGAAUCGAAUUGGGAACUGUGGGACGGAAACUAUCCUCGGAAGAUACUUGAAGAAUUGUGUCAGCAGGCAAAAGCUCAACUCCGAGUCUCAUGUGUCUAUAAAUCCAGGAAAGAGCUUCUGGAUGUGUACAAACAGGCCAUGGGCGCUGACCAAUGGGCAUGUUUUGCCCAAGUUAGCAUAGGCCAGCUGCGUACAGAAAGGAGCGCCGGUGUAGGAUCGGGGAAAGAUUCCGCGGGUAUGGCAGCUUUGACAAACGCGCUGUCAAGAUUGCACACCAGUGGUGCACUCAAACAACUGCUUGGGCAGAAAGAAUCGAAGCAGAAUUCGCGCGCGCAAGGAGGAAACAAGCCACAUCGAGAGCAACUGCCGCUUAGCGAUGACAAGAAGGAAGGAGGCCACCAGGAACGACUGUCCACUUCCGGUAGUGCACCGGGAUUUCCUACACGCGAACAAUACCCCUCUGCUCCCGAAACGCUGUUCGACGCCAAGAAUAUAUCAGAAACACUGCAUAGCACAUGCGCCAAACUUCAAGAGCCGUGUAGGCAGGAAAUAAAAUUCCAAACAUUCAAGUUCGGGAAGCGAGAAUACACCUCUUGCCGUCUUACGCUUGAUAUACUCAAGACACGUACCAACGCCAAAGGCAAAGGACCCAGCAAAGUUGCGGCAAAGCGAGACGCAUGGGUGCACAUGUUGCCGAUCUUACAUACCAAUGGCGUGUUACGUCAAUUGUAUUCCGACCACGGCGAUCCCCGAAACCAGACGAACACCGUGCAGUCUCGUACGGCUGAAGAGGAAAUUCAAUUGGUCAAUGUCGCUGCUCACACACUGCGUGAAGAGAAAGACGCAAAGAUCGAGAUAUACAACUAUGCCGCCAGCCUUGGUCUGAUACCAGAUUGCAGCUUUCGUACUGUGAAUCCCCGAUCUCGCCGGCUCAAGCGUGCUUUGGGAAAGGCAAAGUUGCCAGUUGAAGUGGCCAUCAAAGUACCUGAGCUCAAUAUUGACGUUGUAAAGGUCGGUAAAGACAUGGCUACCGCCGAAGUCGCCGCCGCUAUAGCCUUCAAACGCGAGGCUGAGGAGCAACAAAAGCUUGCGGGCGAUGCGCCCGUUCAGUCGCAUCUGGAAGGCUCAGACCACGGCCUCUUUAGUGUUGAGAGUGCACCUGAGUUUUUCGAGCUCUAUCGGUCGCGCAACAGAGGCUGCCAAAUCAGCGUGGAAAACGAACCCGUGAACAUCGGCUCUCAGACGUUCCACAAGGCGCAAAUCGUUUUGGACGGAGAUUCCAUUGGCGAAGCAGUUACAAUGAAGAGCAAGAAGACCGCAGAAGCGGUGGCUUAUCUCACUGCUGCUGUAGAUAUCGCGCGACAAUCGCCUGAGAUGUUGCAGGCAUUCACUGAGGCGAUGCAGAAGGGCAAUGGGAAGGUCAUCCGCGAUGCACCGAUGGUUGAAGUCAAUGUGAAAUCGGCAGUUCUGGAACUGAUGCGAGAAACUCUCACCGCUGCGAGACGGGCUGGCCUUUCAGACGCGAAAGGGACGCUGACAGCCGAGAAGAUUCACGACGACUCUUCGAAUCGGAGGCGGAAUAACAGAGAGCUCUCGGACAAGCAACGCGAUCUUGCCAGCGGCAAACAUACCAGAUGCCUUCGAGAAUUUGAGAGUGACCCGGCACUGCACGAGAAGCGAGCCGCAAGAGACUCACUACCAAUGGCGCAGCAUAGCUCAGAGGUGCUCCAACUGACUUCUGACUGUGUCUACGGCAUCGUUAUCGGGGCUACCGGCAGUGGUAAAACGACUCAAGUUCCACAAAUCAUAUUGGACGACGCCAUCAGCCGUGGAAAGGGUGGGUACUGCGAUGUAAUAUGCACGCAACCGAGAAGACUUGCCGCGACUUCUGUGGCACAAAGAGUAGCUGCAGAGCGUAACGAGCCACUCGGAAGAACGGUGGGCUAUCACGUCCGGCAUGACUCUAGGCUUCCGAGUCCGGGCGGAAGCAUCACUUACUGCACUACUGGUAUACUGCUUGAGCAGCUCAAACAUGAUCCCAAUGGCAUCAUGGACUCGGUGUCCCAUCUCGUCAUAGACGAGGUACACGAACGAGACUUGCAGAUUGACUUCCUGAUGAUCAUCAUCAAGAAAGCUAUCAAAGCUCGGCAAGAAGCUUCCAAACCGGUUCCCAAGGUUAUUCUCAUGUCGGCCACUUUGGACGCCAAGCUCUUCUCGGGAUACCUUGGCUCGACUGGAAAGGAUGGCCAGUUGGUGCCCUGUCCCGUCGUGAGCGUGCCUGGGCGAACGUUUCCAGUGGAGGAAUCCUAUCUUGGCGACCUGCUGCCCAGGAUGAGAGCGAGUUAUGCUCAUGACUUUACCGCUCUGAUAGAAGCCGAUGCAGCGUCGAAGGACUUUGUCUAUGCGGAAUUGGCUUUCGCAGAGUCUACCAGUGGCACGCCGAGGGAUAGUUCGAUUGAUUGGAAACGUACUUACAAGCAAGCUGUUGCUGACGAUUCGCCGACGGCAGCAGAAGAAAAGUCGGAAGCGCUGGUUCCAGUCAACCUGAUAGGCGCCAUGAUUGCGCAUAUCUGCAAAAGUAGCGCGGAUGGGGCUAUCCUUGCCUUCUUACCAGGACUUCAAGAGCUGACUGCGACACGCGAGCUAUUGAUACAGCCCAAAGGCGUUCUGGGCGUGAACUUCGCAGACGACACGAAAUUCAAGAUAUGUCUGCUCCACUCCAACGUUCCCCCGGAGGAGCAGCAGAUCGCUCUUAAGCCCAUGCCUCCUGGAUGUCGUAAGAUCAUUCUAUCGACGAACAUCGCCGAGACGUCCGUCACUGUACCGGAUGUGAAGUUUGUGGUGGACAGCGGAAAGCUCCGCGAAAACCGAUAUGAUCAUACGCGUGGCAUAACAAAGCUGCAGUGUACGUGGGAGAGCAACUCAAACGCCAGACAGCGCGCCGGCCGUGCGGGUCGUGUGCAAGCAGGUAACUACUAUGCAGCGUUCUCGCGGGAGAGGCGACAAGCCAUGCCCGCUUCUGGCCUGCCAGAACUUUUGCGCAGUGACUUGCAGGAGACGUGUCUAGCUAUCAAGGCUCAAAGAUUCGAGGAGCCAGUGUCAGAGUUCCUAAGUCAAGCAAUCGAGGCGCCGCCUCGCACUGCUGUCGACAACGCAGUGGAGAAGUUGAAGGCUUUGGAGGCAUUGACCGAGAACGAGGAACUCACCAUGUUGGGAAGAGUGCUCUCCCGGCUACCAGUACAUCCGUCGCUUGGCAAGAUGAUUAUACUGGGAAUCAUAUUCCGAUGUCUCGAGCCUAUGCUUGUGCUUGCCGCAAUGAGUGAUGAGCGGUCUUUCUUCGCCACGCCUCCUGGGUCCAAGGAGAUUGUCAGGAAAAUCCGGAAUUCUUAUGGCAAGACCGAUUCUGAUCAGCUCACUUCUUUGGCCGCUUUCGAUGACCUUCGGCGAUAUCGUGACCAGAAUUCUCCGGUUGCAGCUAUGCGCUAUGCACAUGCGAAAUACCUGCACAUGGGCGCUUUUCGGUCUAUAGCAUCCACAGCAAGACAGAUUGAAGAGAUAUUGUUGGAUGCCGGCUUGAUUGCUCCCUUUCCGAGAACCCGAUCUGCGUCCCAGCUCGGUGGCGGCGCUUUGAACCGCAAUUCGAAGAACGAAGCCUUGAUUAAAUCUCUGCUCCUUGCUGGUCUACAUCCAAACCUGGGAGUUCAACCUGCCGGCAAACACAGGGGAUGUCGGACUAGGACAGAGAGGGGUAUCGCUCCCCCCGGUAAAUUUCAGGAUCGCCUCAGACCCGUUUCUAGGGACGGUGAAGCCCAGCUCUUCACAUACAAUGUCCUGGCUAAGGCCGCAACGGGAGACUCCUUGUUCAUGCGCGAAAGCACCCGCGUCACGCCACUGAUGGCUUUGCUCUUCGGUGGCAAGCUUGAGACGAGCAACUGGUCAAGACUCGUCAUGGAUGAGUGGCUGCCGUUCAAGAUCAGGUGUUUGGAUUGGAAGUACGGCACACAGCUGACGUUAGAAUUCAAGAAGGCUUUGGGACGGAUGUUGAAUGGCGCUUUCCAGGAUCUGAGCGAGGUGCGGGAUGGGCAGAGCCUCGCUGAUGAUCCUGUGCGGGAAAAGUUUGUUUCGGGGCUUGUGGAGUUGUUGCGGGAGGAUCAGGAGUGA
Messenger RNA from Lecanosticta acicola, 4659 nucleotides. Lineage: Eukaryota; Fungi; Ascomycota; Dothideomycetes; Mycosphaerellales; Mycosphaerellaceae. The record is from the annotation of a GenBank genome assembly.